CAUUUUAGUCUGCUUCAUCAGGGAGGAAACCCGGAAACUAAAUCUAAUAUGCAUGGACACCGCGAAAACCUAAAAAAUCAAAACUGCAAUUCUAUUAUAGACCGAUCGAUUGUCUCUAUUGAGCCCUACAUUAUCGACAAGUCUCUGAAUGAGUUUGGGCGCGAGAUGGUGGAAGAGUUCGCCGCUGACGGGCGAUGCGAUCGUGCUAGAGCAAUUUUUUCUGUCUCCUUCCGAAUGCCUCGUAAUAAGAGCAUAAUGACACUCGAUUCGCGUUUAUACGCCCGUGCCAAAUUGUCGUCGUCAUUCGCCUUCUUCGUCGAUUGUUGAUUAUGUCGUGUGCUCGCGUUGCGAAAUAUAAUGCGCGAGAGUGUCACUAACUGAGCGGAGAAAAAAGUAUGGCACGUCCCAAGCACAGAGUGAGCGCAGACGUGUGCGCCGAUUGCGGGGCACUCGAGCCAGGAUGGGCAUCAAUAAAUAGAGCUAUUCUGUUAUGCGAUGAUUGUUGCGGGAUUCAUCGUAGCCUGGGUCGUCAUGUGUCGCAUAUUAAGUCAUUGCAUAAGAGUACUUGGAAUACACAGCUAUUGAAUAUGGUGCAUACAUUGAAUGAUAAUGGAGCCAAUAGUAUUUGGGAACAUUCCCUGCUAGAUCCUAGUAACUCAAAGAUUAGUAGAAGAAAACCACAGGCCAAGGAUCCUCUACAUCCUAUAAAGGCAGAGUUUAUUAAAGCAAAGCAUCAACAUUUGGCCUUUAUAUUACGACCGAGUAAGGAAGAAUGUUGUACUGAAGAAGAACUCAAUAGACAGUUGCACAGUAGUGUUCGCACAAGCAAUUUAGAGACUUCAUUGAGGCUAUUGGCACAGGGAGCUAAUCCCAAUUACUUUUACAAGGAGAAAGGAACUACUCCUUUGCACGUUGCAGCUCGUGCUGGGCAAGUUCUUCAAGUAGAACUUUUAAUAGCUAAUGGUGCAAAUCCAAGCGUAAUAGAUUUAAAUGAUCAGACAGCCGCUGAUAUUGCUAAAAUGGCAGGACAUAUUGAUUUGUCUGAGCGCAUAAUUGAAUGCAUGUAUGAAGUAACAGAUAGAUUAACAUACCAUGUAUGCUCUCGUAAGCCAAAUCAUCGAGGUGAUGAACAUCUCAUUAUUUCUGACUUGGCUUCUAAUGUUGACAAGAACGAGCUGGCUUUAGAAAGAAGAAAUAGACUACAAAUGUUACCCAACCACUUAUUGGAGGAAUUAGCUAUGGAUGUUUACGAUGAGGUAGAUCGCCGAGAAACAGAAACAAUUUGGUUUUCGACUGCAUCCCUUCCGGAGAAGUGUACCGUACCAUUCCUGCCGGUUAAUCCGCAGAUAUCGUCCACGAGGAAUCAAGGAAGACAAAAGUUAGCAAGAUUUACGCCGAAAGAAUUCACCACUCUCAUUGUAGAUUUACUGGUGGAGGCGGGCCGAAGACAUAUGCUUUCUAACAACACACUUCAAAAUCCUGCGGUAUCUAUACUUCGGAAAGAACAACUCGGUAAACACGGAUCACAGGUUUCCGAUGACGAGCCUUUGUACGACAGUGUCGCGUCUGAUGAUGACUACGCUUUGACAUCUACAGAUAAUACUUCGUCUGACGUUUCAAAUCAACCCAAAGUCGAUAACGAGGAAGCAUUUACACCGAUGGCUAAGGGUCUCCCAUCCAUGGUAGAAGUCUUGAAGAAACAACUGACCUUGUCCGAAUCAACUGUACAAGAUCUGCGCGAGCAAGUGCAUACUUUACAGAUCACGGUUGAGCAGCUCACUCAAGAGAACAGCGAAUUGAAACACAUGUUACAAGUAAAGAAUUCCGGCGAUGGCAAUAUAAACGGACACGUUGGUGGAGAACAAGAACCAGAACUGGAGCCAGUGCACGACAUCAAGACAUCUACUAUCCGAGGUAAUCAACGACCGGCGUCUAUGUACGAAACGAGAGAAGGCUUACGGAAACCGGCGUCGUGGUCGACAACCAUUUGCCAAACGAAGCGCGACGCGGAAUCAUUAUCGCGGAAUAACACGCAGAGCCUGUGGGAAUGUGGUGCUCCUAAUCUUCCGCCCAGCGAAGAAGUGACUCGACGAACGGAACAAGUUACCAGGCGGAUCCAAGAGCUGUGGUUAGCCAUGCAAGAUCCGAACCAACGAGAAGCUUUUGUCCCUUGUGCGGAAAGAAUACGCGUUGCUGUUGCUGAAUUGACCGCCAUAUUUCCUCAGAAUCCUAUAGAGGAGAAUAUUAGAUCUGCAUUACGCCAAUUGAACGGCAAUACCGGGAGACUUCAAGCGGAAUGUUCCGGCCUUCAAAGAUGCACGAGUGAUGCCGAGCACAUGGAUCGUUGUCUGCAGCAAGUACGUUCAUGCGCUUACGAUAUUGCCAAAGCAACCAAGACUCUUGUCACGCAAUUUCAAACGUUGUAGAUCGCAGGCUUUGACGUCAUAGCGACAGUAUCAGAUAUUGUACGCAUCAUUAUUUCUGUAUAUCUUCAACAAUAACUGUACAUAUUUUUGUAUAGCGCAUCAAGUUCAUUUCCUCUCAAACUUUUUAUUACUUUACAUAUAUCUAUUUCGACAGUAGUUCUCCCCCGUUUUAUUUUUCUAUCUUUUUAAUUUUGUUAAAUUUAAUGUAAAUACAAAGUAUUCUUUUCAUCUAUUAGAAUUACUAUUUUAGUAGAUUACCGCGAGUUAGAUCACUGAAAUUAUACAUUUUACAUUAUUUAAAUAUGUUUGCAUGCAUGAUCUAACACACAAGACAUGACAUCGUUUGAGUAUAGAUUUUAUAUUAUGUAUCAUCUCUUUAAUAUUUGUAAAAGACUGAAUAGCGGCAAACCAAUGAACUCUAUACAUAUGCAGUUUAAGUUUAUAGAUUUUGUUUAACUCGUAUAAAACAAAAUUUUGCGUAAGAAAAAUAAAAAAAAAAGAUGUAAGCGUCACAUCAUUUAUGUACUAGGAUAGAGAGCACAUCUUUAGUGGGACAGCAUUAUAUUAAAUAUUAUUUUUACUUCAUUUCUUAUGUGUAUUUUAUGUAAGAAAUAGAAAUAGAGACACAGAGAUGAAAAACAAUUUGCCUUUUAUUGAUGUAGCUGUCUCUCUAAAAUAUUGCUUUUGUUAUAUUAUACCUAUAUAAGAAUAAAAAACAAAAAUAGUUAGAAGUCUAUAUUGUAUAUGUUAUCCAUAAUGGAAUUUAACAAUUGUAUUAGCAAUAUUUAGUUUAAAAUAACUGAUGUGAAAUGUUUCAAAAAAUUUUUAUAACUUUUUUUAUUUAAUAUACUUCUUUAAUUUGCUUUUCGAAUUGUGUUAGUUAAAUUGUGAAUCUAAUUUUUUACAAUUAUUUUAUAUUUUGUCAGCAGUUGCAACACACACACACACACACACACAUACAUACACACACACACACACACACUAGAAAACAAUAGUAAAUAUUUAAAAGAUAAUACAGAUUUAUCAUCUGUAUCAUUUUAUUGAAUUUUUUCAACUUUUCUUAUCAUUAUUCAAAAAUUAUAUAUGACUUUCUCAUCUUCAUAUUUCUAUAUUUUAUAGCUUCUUGACAUUUCUAUCGAAUACAUCACUAUCGGGAACAAAAUGUGCAAUAUUGUUAGUAAAUUAUUAUUUACCUCAGACAAACAUGGAAAUGAUCACGCUCAUUAAAUAAAAUACUAUUCGUACAAUACUAUUCUGUUAAAUUUGUGCAAUGAGUCGUGUAAUAAUAAGUGGAAUAAUGUGACAAUAUAUAAUACAUACAUAUCUCUGUAUAUCUUUAUUACUAAAAUAUAUAUAUUACAAAUAAUGUAACAGUAAUAUAUAUGGCAGUCAUUUAAACGAAGAUAUGUGUAUUCUUGUCGUAAAAAUAUAAUAUUAACUAUAUAGAGUAGCUGUAAUAUAUUUGUAACACUUGAUACAUAGAAUUCACUUAAUACUCAUAGGAUGUCCAAUUUAUAUAUUUCUCAUACUUGGCCAGUUAUAUAUAUACAUAUUAUAUAUAUAUAAUAUACGUGACAUAUUAUAAGAUUUAUCUAUGACUAGCAUACUAUAUAUAUUUUUAAGUUAGAUAGGGGAGACUGGGGCUAGUUGGUUAAAAAAUUUUGUAUAAGGAAAAUUAGGGUGAAUUGGCAAAAUCGAUUAUUUCUACUGUUCUUUAACAUAUUUCAGAAUAUUUCAAGCAAGCAAAGAUUUCAAAGCCAUUUUUGGCCAUGUUUAUAAAUCUUGCUUGUUUAAUUCUGACUUAUUAGAAAAUAGCGGAAAUACUCGGUUUUGCCAACUUACCCCGGUAGCCAAGUAGCUUCGUUCUCCCUACAGCUCAAUUGUUAACGUUAUACAUCUCAUGAUUGUACAAUAUCAAUUGCAUUUUAAAAGAACAAUGUUGAUUCUAUUUUGAAGUUUAUAAUUGCAAAGUAUUAUAGAGUUUAGGAAGAAACAUCACAUUUUAUUACAACGAGAACUACGAUUUCGAUCGUACGAUCUAUAACGUUAACACACAUGUUAAUUAUAUACAUCAAUAUAUAUAUAUAUAUAAAUAUACUUACUAAUGAAAAUAACCAAAUAUAUAAUCUGUGAAACCAUG
This is a messenger RNA of Odontomachus brunneus, 4566 nucleotides long. It is a transcript of the gene Git, whose product is annotated as ARF GTPase-activating protein GIT1. The record is from RefSeq and is a predicted model, not a curated record. The transcript has 13 exons. NCBI's taxonomy places the organism in Eukaryota, Metazoa, Arthropoda, Insecta, Hymenoptera, Formicidae. Bases 396 to 2426 code for a protein of 676 amino acids. Gene Ontology annotation, biological process: brain development; regulation of ARF protein signal transduction. Gene Ontology annotation, molecular function: GTPase activator activity; protein binding.